Messenger RNA from Clarias gariepinus (North African catfish), 3472 nucleotides. Its product is annotated as endoplasmic reticulum metallopeptidase 1-like. NCBI's taxonomy places the organism in Eukaryota, Metazoa, Chordata, Actinopteri, Siluriformes, Clariidae. Gene Ontology annotation, biological process: proteolysis. The transcript is spliced from 15 exons. The record is from RefSeq and is a predicted model, not a curated record. Gene Ontology annotation, molecular function: metalloexopeptidase activity. The coding region runs from base 19 to 2646 and encodes 875 amino acids.
UUUAGUAGGAACUUUAAAAUGGAAGAUGGCACCGUCGUCCGGAUGCGAAAAUCCUCAAUAAAUAACGUGUGUAUUGAAAACUGCGACACCGCAAAGCGCCGUGAAAGCGGCGACUCGGAGCUGGAGAAGAAAUAUCACCAAGGCGCGUGCAUGUUAAGCGAACGAGGCGCGUGCGCGCUCGUGCUCGUGCUCAUAUGCGCGCUCUGGGUUUGCGCGUAUGUGUGUAUGAAGCAGCCCAUUAUAAGAAAGUCCACCGGCGAGUUCGACGCCACCAGGGCAAGGAAGUACCUGGAGAGCAUCACCAGCGUGGGGCCUCGACCCGUAGGCAGUGCUGAGAAUGAAAUCAUGACGGUGAACUUCCUGUUGGAGCAGUUGGAGAGGGUGCGAAGCGAAAGUGUAGAUGGGCCCAACACCAUCACAGUGGAGACGCGCAAACACAGCGGCUCAUUUACCGAUGAAUUCCCGGCCGAUUUCACCAGCUGCUAUGAUCAGAUCACUAACAUUGUGGUCCGGCUCGAACCCAGAGAUGGAGCUGAACACUUCGUACUGGCUAACUGCCAUUUUGACAGUGUGCCCGGUAGUCCAGGAGCAAGUGAUGAUGCCGUAAGCUGUGCCGUGAUGCUGGAAGUGUUGCACUCAAUAUCUGAUCUUUCUAUUCCAUUAAAUCACGGUGUCAUCUUUUUGUUUAAUGGUGCUGAGGAGGCCCACCUUCUGGCAAGUCAUGGCUUUGUCACUCAACAUGAGCUGGUGAAGAAGAUCAGAGCAUUUGUGAAUUUGGAGGCUUGUGGCGUCGGAGGAAAGGAACUGGUUUUUCAGACAGGUCCAGAAAACCCGUGGUUGAUUCAAGCGUACGCUGAUGCUGUUAAACACCCUUUUGCCUCAGUCAUGGGGCAGGAAAUUUUCCAGAGCGGCGUUAUUCCCUCAUAUACUGACUUCCACAUCUUCACAACCCUUAGCAACAUUCCUGGUAUUGAUCUGGCCUUUAUUGAAAAUGGUUAUCUCUACCACACCAAGUACGACACUCCAGAUCGCAUUCUCACGGACUCCAUUCAGAGAGCAGGUGACAAUGUGCUGGCCCUACUGAAGCAUCUGGUCACCAUGGAAACACUGGCUGACCCAUCAGAAUAUCGCAAUGGUAGCAUGGUGUUUUUCGAUGUCUUGGGUCUCACGAUGGUGGUUUAUCCAGCACGAUUUGGUUCCGUCAUCAACUACGCGGUUGCUGUUGCAAGCCUUAUCUAUCUCGCUAAGAAAUAUCUAUGGCCUAAAGAAGUGUGUGGACGGUACAGGCAGCAGCUGUUCCACGGCUUGCGUGUGUUCGUGCUCAGCUGGGUCAUGGCAGUGCUCGCAGUCCUGGGUUUGGCGUGGGUGGUCACAAGGAUGGGACGCUCCAUGUUCUGGUUUACUCACUUUUACGCCUCCAUCGGCUUGUAUGGAUCUGUUGCAGCUGGAACGAUUAUUCUGAUCCACACACUCGCCAGAAUGCACUACUACAGAGUGAGACAUAUGUUUAAUAAGCAGAGGUUGAAGUUGAGCGACCUGUUCUUCGACGUCAGUCUGCUAUUGUGGUGUUUCAUCCUUAUUGUUCUCACUCUGUGUGGUCUGUGCUCGGCGUAUAUUCCCAUGCUCAUGGUGUUUUUCCCUUUCGCCACCAAGCUGCUGCUCCACAGACACUUUGCACAGAAAGGUGCGUCAAAGAUCUACAUCCUCUUCUACCUGUUGGGGUUGUCUCUCCCCUGCGUUCACCUGCUGCACCUCAUUUGGAUUGUGUUUGAGGUUUUUACCCCCAUUAUGGGACGCUUUGGCAGUGAUAUCCCCCCUGACAGGGUGAUUGCAGCACUGAUUGCUAUAACAACUGCAUUACUUUCCUCUUAUUUGAUUCAUCUCCUGUACCUGGCAAGCACCACUAAGCAUGCAUUAGCUGCUUUAUGUGCAGUUUUUGUCGUGAUGUUUGUGCUAGUUUCCUGCGGAGUUUUUUUCCCGUAUUCAAGUAAUCCAGCCAGUCCACGACCUAAAAGAGUCGAAGUGCAGCACUUCACACGCACUUGUCACGCUUUGAAUGGCUCUUUGGAGAAAACAGACUCUGGUUAUUGGAUCAAAAGCUUUGAUUAUACGGGAAUGAGCCACAUCGCCCCUCACAUACCCGAGAUUACCAAUAACACCCGCAGUGAUGAGUUACCCUUCUGUGAUUUCAACGGGCUCUUUCCCAGCACAUCCGAGCAGAACUCUUAUCUCCCUGCUCCUGCAGUGUCUCCUAAAUCUCCCCUGGAGUUUAAACUGGUGUCCAAAAAAUUAUCAGAAGACGGGGCAGUAAAGUUGAGCUUUGAAGCUAAAGGUCCAAGCAGCAUAGACAUGAAUAUCAUGCCCCACCCGGGAUUUUCACUUACAGGCUGCUCGUUUGCAAACAGGACAACUUAUAAAAUAAAAUAUACUCAUGGUGUGGAUGCAGGACCAUGGACCUUCUGGAUUGAGGUUAAGCCACCUUCAGAAUAUUUGGAAGACAACGGCAUGGUCUCCAUCGCCAUUUCAGCCCACUAUUUAUUUGGAGAAGAUCAGCAGACUCCUGACCUCAGUUUGUUUUUGCAGAAAUUUCCAAAUUGGGCUUUUGUGACAUCACAGGUCAGUACUUACCAUGUGUACAAGUACUGAGAGCUGAAUUUGUAAGAUUGCAAAAUAAUAAAGAUGGUAUUUUAACCAUUUACUCUGUUUUUGAACAGCAGUUUAGUAAGGUCAAUAUUUUUGCAUUGACUUUUAAAUGCUUAAAUUACAUUUUCAUUUGAAAUAUACAACCUCAAUAGAUUGCAGUGCCAACAAUUUUAAUCAUUAUGCUGUAUGAUUUUUUUUUUCAUCUUCAGUUCAAGAACUGCAGUAAUUUCGAUUGUAUUCAAUAAUUUCUAUUGUAACAAGUUUUUGUUCAGUUCAUGUAAAUCAACAUGCUAUUUUACUUUAAGGUAUUUUGGGUUAUACUUUCAUGCACCAGAACAACACUCUGCUUUUUUUUUCUUAUUCUCGCCAAGUGAAGAGAAAUAAUAUUUGUAUUACCUGGUUGAAAUUAACAUUCAUUUAUAGCUGUCUGAAAGCACCAAACAACAUGGCAUAUUUAUAUUAAUAAGAAUACUACAGCUAACAAUCUGCAUUAAGAAAGAAUUGCACAACAGUGCAUAGUCCCACUUUAUAUUUAGUAUAUUUUUUCUCUUCCUUUUUGUCUCCCCUUCUGUCAUAUUAAUAAUAUUUUUUUCUGUUUCUCAUUUUUAGUAUUAUUUUCAUUAUUACUUUUGUUUUCCUUUCUUUUCAGUAGUUUUUAUCACUAGUGUCACUUUAUUGUUGUCUCCACAGUUAAAACUGUGUAGGUGUGUGUAGAUUUUAAAAAAAUCAGUUUAUUUUUGUCAUUUUGUAAUUUUGCGACUUGUUUCUGUGCUUUGGUAAUAUACAUUUUUAUACUUGUUAUCUCAAUAAAGCACCCUUUGCCUUUGAA